This is a messenger RNA of Trifolium pratense (red clover), 872 nucleotides long. RefSeq lists its product as uncharacterized. NCBI's taxonomy places the organism in Eukaryota, Viridiplantae, Streptophyta, Magnoliopsida, Fabales, Fabaceae. The coding region runs from base 140 to 679 and encodes 179 amino acids. The transcript has 3 exons. The record is from RefSeq and is a predicted model, not a curated record.
AUCUCUUCCAUACAAUUACCAUAUUCUCAAAAACAAAGAAAAAAUCUUCCAUACCAUAUUUCCUAUUUUUUUUAAUUCAAUUCCUUAAUUUUUGAUACACUAUACACAAAUCUUAUAGUAAUAGCCAAAAUUUCAAACCAUGUCUUACUCAUCCAAAUUACCUUUGGUUAUGUUCUUUUGUUCCCUUUUUAUCCAUGCAUCUUUUGCUGAAGUUGUAUGUGAGGAGUUGCAAAAGGAUUUAUGUUCUUUCUCAAUAGCUUCUUCGGGAAAACGGUGUUUGUUGGAGACAGAGAAGGCCGCGGAUGGUGGCGUAGAAUACCAGUGCACGACAUCGGAAGUUGUGGUGGAGAGAAUGGCAGGAUACAUAGAGACAAAUCAAUGUGUGAAAGCUUGUGGAGUUGAAAGGAAUUCUGUUGGAAUUUCUUCUGAUGCAUUGCUUGAGCCACAAUUCACUGCCAAACUUUGUUCACCAUCUUGUUACCAGAAUUGCCCCAAUAUUGUUGAUCUUUAUUUCAAUUUGGCUGCUGGAGAGGGUGUGUUUUUGCCUGACCUCUGUGAGAUGCAAAAGACCAACCCUCGCCGCGCUAUGGUCGAGCUUGUGAGCUCUGGAGCUGCAUCUGGCCCUGUUUCUUAUGUGUCAGAGGACAUGCAUGUAGCAUUUGCCCCUGCUCCUCUGUAAAAAAAAAGUACCUUAGUCCCAUGAAUUAGUUCUCAAUUUAUCUUUUGCAUAGAUGGGAAAGAAUUAGAAAGUACUCGCAUUAUGUUUUGGGAUUUGAUCAUUGUAAUAAAAAUCUUUAAUUUGUUGGUACUCAACGAAUUUUCAAAAUUUGAAAUUAGUUUGUACUUCAAAUAAUUUCAAUAAAUAAAAUGUA